AUGUCGUUUGUGAACCACCUAGGGCGGUCUUCGUUGGCGACACGUUACGUGCCGCACUCUGACUUGACGAAGUCGUACUAUGAGCGUCUCCUGCUGGACGUGCGCCGCUACCUCCCACCAGGUGUGGAGGAUGACGUGGAGGAGAUCGCCGAGCAGGUGCUGAACAUUGUGUGCUCGACUGCGUCAGGCGCAUCCUCCUCGGCGGCGACCCUGAGCGAGCAGCAUCAAAGUCUUGAGCGGCUGCUGGACACUCGCCUAAGCCGCGAGGUUCGCGACCACCUCAUGCAGUAUGGGAAACUGAUCACCGACUACGUGGCGAGCGACAAGGCAGCGGAGGCAAACGGUACGUAUGGUUUGCCAGCUACAUCCUCCGGUGCGCUGGGUGUGCAGGACUUGAACUUCGCGGGCCCCAGUAGCAGCGACAGUGACAGCGACGACAGCGGCGAUGCCGUGCGUAGCGACGCAGAAGAGCGACGCAAUGUCGAGCUGCUGACGGGCGGCGCACCCUCCUCGGCGGCGGAGAGAAAAGAGCGGCGCAAGAAGCGCAAGGCACUUAUGAAGGCUGAUCAGAACCUAAUGCAAUACGCCUUCGCCGAAGAAGGUGGGAUAGCUGACACGGUCGAGGAAGCAGAAGGGUGGCGGGCUUCCGCGCCAGUUGGUGCCGGCGGGGCUGCCGCGGGGGAGCUGAGCGGUGAUGAGUAUGACGAGGAUGGCGCGCUGGCGACGGGGGCCGCGGACACGCCACGGAUCCCAUUUGAGGAGGUUGCGUGCAACGCGCAGUUUCUCAAAGACGCUGUGCGACGUCUUUUCCCGGCUCACGACGCUGAUACCUGCCACAGCCUAGCACAGCGGGUGCUGAACUUCCUGAGCGAGAGGGAGGAGGACGACUUCACACUGGAGACGCAGCUCACCACGUGCCUGGGCGGCUAUGAGGAUGAGGCGGUUAUGGACUGGAUUGGUGACGUAGUGCAGUCGCGCUGGAGCGUCGUGUACGGCCUGCGCUACGCCCAAUGCACGGCACAAAAGGAGCGCCAUGCAGUCAUGGAUGCAAUGCAGCGACACGCCCUCGAUGACCCGCGGGUCGAGCACCUGUACCAGAGUAUCACCGGCAAGGAGGUGGACCCAUUGAACACAGAACAACUGCAGCAGCGCCGCGAGUCUGCUGCCGCGGGUGGCAACGAUGAUGUUGAAUCUAAGUUGGCGUCGACAGCACCUCGGCAGCCUCUGCUGCGACGCGUGAACCUUCAGGCCUGCGCCUUUCAGGAUGAGCGAGCACCGCACCUGCACGUGCGCGCCACGGUACCGCAAGGCACGCAGCGGCUGACCUACGAGACUCACGACGAGAUCCUCCUUCCGCCGACCUCGUCGUAUAACACGUCGAACCCGCUCAUUCGAGUUGCCACGUCUUUCCCAGGCUGGGUGGUGCCGGUAUUCGCGGGUGUGGAGGAGCUCAACGCUAUGCAGUCCAAAGUGUACGACUGCGCCUUCCACUCGGACGAGAACAUGCUGGUGAGCGCGCCGACCGGGGCCGGUAAAACGAAUGUGGCGGUGAUGGCGAUGCUGCGCACCAUCGCGGCGGCUCGCAACCCCGUGACGGGCGUGAUUGAUGGCCACAGUCUGAAGAUGGUGUACGUUGCGCCCAUGAAAGCGCUCGUGCAGGAGGUGGUGCGCACCUUCUCGAAGCGACUGGAGUCGCUUGGCCUCACUGUGGCUGAGCUGUCCGGUGACGCGGCCAUGACGCAGCAGCAGAUGGCCACGACGCAACUGAUUGUGACGACGCCGGAGAAGUGGGACAUCGUCACGCGAAAGUCCGUUGAGCUCGGAGUGGCGUCGCUGCUGAAGCUGCUCAUCAUCGAUGAGGUGCACCUCCUCCACAACGAACGCGGCCCGGUGGUGGAGGCGAUUGUGGCGCGCACGAUGCUGCAGCAGCAGCUUCGCGGUGAGGGCGGUAUUCGACUGGUCGGGCUCAGCGCCACCCUUCCGAACCACAUGGACGUCGCGGCGUUCCUGCAGGUGAACCGUCAGCGCGGCCUCUUCGUGUUCGACAGCAGCUACCGCCCCAUCCCGCUGGAGCAGACCUACUGCGCCAUUAGGAAGAUGAAGGGUGUGGCGCAAAGUGCCGUCAUGAACCUCGUGACUUACGACAAGGUGCUGCAGACGGUGCAGGCCGAGGAGCAGGUAAUGAUCUUUGUGCACUCGAGGCGGGAGACCGAGCACACGGCGCGCUAUCUGCAGAAGCGCGCUGCCGAGGAGCGCCGCGGGUACUACUUUGUGCGCCCUGACGGCGACAGCCACAAGGCGCUGGUGGAGGCCAGUAGCGGGGCUGGUGGUGCCGUGCUGCGCCGCAGCCUGCAGCAGCUUUUGCCGGACGGCUUCGGCAUCCACCACGCCGGCCUCAGCCGAGACGAGCGCAACACGGUGGAGCAGCUCUUUGCAGACCGCCACAUCAAAGUUCUCGUGUGCACGUCGACGCUUGCCUGGGGCGUGAACUUGCCCGCGAACCGCGUUAUCAUAAAGGGCACUCGCGUCUUCAACGGCUCCAAGGGACAGUCGGAGCUGCUGAGCGCGCUGGACGUGCUGCAGAUGUUCGGGCGAGCCGGCCGUGCGGGCUAUGGCGCGGCUCUGGGCAGGGCCACCAUCAUCACUUCCCCGGAUGACCUUCAUUACUACCUCAGCGUGCUGAACCAGCAACUGCCCAUUGAGUCGCAGAUGAUGCGGCGGGUGGUCGACAUGCUCAACGCCGAGAUCACCCUGGGCCAUGUGGAGACGGUCGAGGAGGGCGUGCAGUGGCUCCAGCGGUCCUACCUGUACGUACGGAUGCGGCAGAUGCCGGAGGUGUACGGCAUCCGCGCCAGCGCCAGUGAUCCGCUGCUGCUGCACCACCUCGCCAACAUCGUUCACACAGCGUGUGAGGAGCUGAAGGAGUCAAAGAUGGCGGACUACGACGCCCGCUCCAGGAAGGUGGCCGGCACCGCGUAUGGCCGCAUCGCCUCCUACUGCUACAUCACAGUGACAUCCAUGGCCGCCUACCUGGGACUGAUGAGCAACGCCAUGCAGGACGUGGAGCUGUUCCGAGUCUUCGCCUCCUCUAGCGAAUUCGCGAACAUCGGCGUACGGGCGGAGGAGCAGGCGCAGCUCAAGGAGCUCCUGGAGAGCGCUCCGGUGGCGGUGAGGGAGUCGCGCUACACGCCGAUGGCGAAGAUCAACAUCCUACUCCAGUGCUACAUUAGUCAGAAGGGUCUGGAAGGUUUGCCGUUGAUGAGCGAGAUGGUGUACGUGAAAGACUCCGCGCAGCGUAUUCUGCGAGCGCUGUACGAAAUUUGCCUCGUUCGCGAGUACGGUCGCACGGCGCGGCAGUUUCUCGAGCUGUACUUGAUGACGGUACACCGACAGUGGGCGGUGCAGUCGCCGCUGCGGCAGGUGCGCGAUUACUUACCGGCAAAGCACUUCGAUGCAAUCCUGCCGGCGCUGGAACGCGUGCGCGUGCCGUGGGAGGAGGUGCGGGGGUGGAGCGUCGAGGACCUGGCCGAGAAGCUCAGCGACGACCGGCGUGCGCAGUCUGCGUACGAAGCGAUCCAUGUUGUGCCGCACUACGCCGUCGACGCCGCCGUUCGGCCGCUGACGCGCGGGAUGCUCUACGUGGACAUCGACAUCUUGCCGGACUUCGACUACGUCGAGUCCCUGCACGGCUGCUCAGUGUGCGAGGUGCUGCUCAUGAUCGAGCACACGAACGGCCGCCUGCUGCACCACGAGUCCGUCCUGAUCCCCUUGGCAAAUGUGCUGGAGAAAGCCGCCUACGCCUGCCCGCCGGUGGUGGUGCCGAUGGUGGAGCCGGCGCCGACACACCUGUUUGUGCGCGUGGUCUCCCCGCACUGGCUGGCCGCAACAGCCUUCACCUCAGUGUGCCUGCUGAACACGCUGCUGCCGCCAGUGGCGGCGCCGCUGCGCGAGGUAGAUCAGCGGCCGCCGUCGCAGGAUGCGAACAUCACGUCUGUGGCGGAGCGCCUCGCUCCGUUCCAGCUCCACACCGUCGGCGAGAUGCUGUUCCCCUUCCAGGACUUCACGGCGCUGCAGUCGGACCUAAUCGACCCCAUCUUUCUGGAUCACCCACACAACCUCCUCGUCGGUGUUCCGCCGGGUGGUGGCAAGACGGCCAUCGCGGAGCUCUUCGUACUGCAGUUUUUGCUGGAGGAGGCGCUGAAGGAGAAGGAGCGGACAGCGGAGACGCAGCAGCAGCAGCAGCGGGACGAAGAAGAGGGGUCGGCCACACGAUCGACGCUGCUGCUUCCCGGCAAGCUUCUCUAUCUCACCAGCAACCUUGACGUCGUGCACCGCCGCGCGCUGGACUGGCGCUACAAGUUUGGCGAGGUGUUGAAGCAGCGUGUCGUAGAGCUUGGCGGCGGCGCGGGCGACGACACGGACGCCGACGGCGCUGGGGUGGUGAGCAACGCCGACGAGGUGGCAUCGGCCGCCAUCGUGCUCGCCACCGGCGAGAACCUUAUUCGCCUUGUGCGUCGUGGGGACUCAGCGUUGGCCGGCGUGACGCACAUCGUCGUUGACCACCUGCACCUUUUGAGGGCCCCCGAGGGGCAGGCGAUGGAGGAGUGCAUGGCUCGCCUUAACAGUGAGCCGUUCCUUGUGCGGCGCGGUGCAGGGCGCGCGCGCGUGCUGGGACUGACAUACCCACUGAUCAGCACGGCGGAGCUUGGCCGCUGGUUGAAGGUGUCAGUGAGCCACCAGUACAAUUACGGCGCCUCCUACCGGCAGCUGCGUGUGCGCAUGGUUGGCAUGGAGUUGCCUGGCCCCCGAAGCCGCUACGAAAGCGGCGUCAUCGCAGCACUGAAGUUGCUGCGCCAGCCCUCGUACGCCGCAGCUCCCACGGUGAUCUUCGUUCCAACAGCACGCCAGGCGCGAGAGGUGGCGCAGCGCAUACUGCUGCGGUGCCGCGACAACUACAUUCCUGAAACCACCGAGCACGCCACUGACGACGCGCGACUCGCCGUCUUCCUGGCGGCUGGUGUCGCCUACAUGCACAAGGGGACAAGCGAACUCGAUGCUCUCGCGAUACAGGAGCUCGUUGACGCACCCGCCGUCUACCCCACUACGCAGGCGUUAUUACCUUUGCGCCUCGUCUGCGCCUUCGACGCGGCCUGGCGAUUGCCGGCGGCUCUCUUCACGAACGCCAUCGUGUGCUGCGGGGAGCGUCUGACCGCCUUCGAGAGCGAGGACGGCGAGCGUGGCAUGCGCUAUCAGGACUGCAGCGCGGUAGAGCUGAUGCAGAUGGCGUCACGCGCCAUGAACGAGGCGGUGAUGUGCACUCGCACGUCGCGGGUGUGGGUGUUGGGUAAGCUGCUCAACGAGCCGCUACCGCUGGAGUCGAGCCUGCGGUACGCGGACGACUUCCGCGACACGGUGAACACGGCAAUCGCACAGGGGCGGGCGCACAACCGCGUGGACGUGCUGCGUGUGCUGUCCUCGCACUACUUCCUCUACCACGUCAAGGCGAACCUGCACUUCUACGGUGUGCCCACAGUGGGUGAUGUGUCUCUCUACGCCUCCAGCUUCGCUUCACACGUGGUGACCUCGCUGAAGGAGCUGAGGUGCAUCGAGGAGCUGCGAGUGCGGCGGCGCCACGCGGAUGGCGACGGCGAUGCGGAUGAGGAUGGCGGUAACAACAACGUAGAGCUCGGGAAGGCCGAGGAGGACGAGGACCCGCACGCCCCUUUGCGACCCACGGCGCGCGGCAUGGCCCUCGCCCACCACUGCAUUGGGGUCAGCACCGCAGAGGACCUCGUCCGUGUCCUGCCGGGCUCCCUCGAGGGAGAGAAGAAGGCCGCCCUCUAUGACUGCACGACGUACCUUUGGCAGAUCCUGUCACACCACUGCACCGAACUCACGCCGGCGCACCUCGGCGACGCCGCGCGGGUGACGGAGGCGGCGGUGUACCGGGCGCUGCACUCCAUUGCGCGUGCUUUGCCAGAGUCCAUCGGUGUGCGCUAUAUCGACCUGGACUUCGGCGCCACAGGGACAAAGAUCUAUGUGCUCGUGCUGGCGUACUGCAGUCGACUCUUCCCUGCCACCCAUUUCCACGCUGCCGGCUCCGCUUCGUCGAUGGAGGAGGACACGGCAGCGGCGGCCGCCUUCGACAAGCACUUUGGCCACAGCCUCUACCAUGCCGCCGUUCCGGCCGCGGCGCGCGACGCGCUCUGCAACGCCGUGCCGGACGACAUCGCUCAGCGCCUCGUGCAAGACGUGCGCUCCAUUCUCCCAACAGUGCACCGCGUCGUAACUGCGGUUGUGGAGCUGCUGGACGGCGACACGCAGGCAUGGGCGGUUGCUCGCCUGAUUCGAUUCGUUGCGUGCCUGCAACAGCAGGAGUGGGACAGCGAGCCGCCGGUGGCGCAGCUGCCCUGCUGGCGCGCGUCGAGAUGGGCGUCCGUUGAUGCCCGACAGGUCAUUCAACGCACUUGCACGCUGCAGGAGCUGCAGACGAACCCGGCGGAGGCUGUGUCAAAGCUGGAGCCCGCUCUGCGAGGUGUCUUGACCACUGAUGAUGCUGCGGUCGUGGUGCCGCGCGUGCUUGCCUCUGCAGUGCGGGACGCUGCGGGAGUGCCGCAGGUGGUGUCGAUCAGUGCCAAGGGGCGCGUUGAGGAGAUGAAUGGCGUGUUGGUCAUGGUAGUAAGUGUCACGGCGCAGCUCCACUGGAGCGCGCCGACGACGCUGAAGUUGCCCAAGGGCAGCGAAGGCGUCGAUCGCACAUCACAGGCCGACCGCACCGAAGAUGCUGCACCGGCGUUGAAGUGGUGGGUGCGGUGCGUCAUGUCGCAUCGGUCGUCUGCCACUUCACGAGCUGGGGCGUCAGCGGGCACUCGGCAGCUGGCCCUGCGAGUUAGCGUGGCGAAGAGUGUCACGGGCGCAGGGGCGACGCCGCUCUAUGAGGUCUCAUCCGACGUCUUUUUCUCCUUGGCGCGGCUGGAGGCGGAGGACUUGGACGCUGUGGAGAUGCGCGCGAUCUUGACGAGCAUGGCUUACAGCGGCGUUGAGGCCACGGCUGCAGUGCGGUUCGAGGCGGACGAGGAAGAGGUCGAGGACGGCGAAGGCAUAUGA
Molecule: messenger RNA, 7107 nt
Organism: Leishmania mexicana MHOM/GT/2001/U1103
Lineage: Eukaryota; Euglenozoa; Kinetoplastea; Trypanosomatida; Trypanosomatidae
Product: putative ATP-dependent RNA helicase
Exons: 1
Coding region: 1-7107 (2368 amino acids)
Cellular component (GO): nucleus
Molecular function (GO): nucleic acid binding; ATP binding
Source: RefSeq, a predicted model, not a curated record